Messenger RNA from Armigeres subalbatus, 1743 nucleotides. RefSeq names its product phospholipase A1. The record is from RefSeq and is a predicted model, not a curated record. The transcript is spliced from 6 exons. The coding region runs from base 635 to 1651 and encodes 338 amino acids. Gene Ontology annotation, molecular function: lipase activity. NCBI's taxonomy places the organism in Eukaryota, Metazoa, Arthropoda, Insecta, Diptera, Culicidae. Gene Ontology annotation, biological process: lipid catabolic process.
AGUUAGAAUGCAUUUGUACUUAAGGAGCUUUUGUGCCUUGCAUAGUGGUUGAAAUCUGUUCAAAUUAUUAAUCUUUCCGAAUUAUGUAGGUAACAGAUGUGUAAUGUCCUGUCAUCGCGCUCAUCCUCAAAGGCCAGAUAUCGACCAAAACUGCAAAGCCCUCCUCUUGUAGACAAUCAGGUCACUGCAUUUCAAGCCACAAAAGAGACAAAUAGCGGCAAUUCCAUGUUGACUAUUAAUAGACACCGACCAGCUAACGUGUUGAAAGUGCAUGCUUUGAAAUUUCCCUUUGAGUGUUCCGAAAGAGACCACCCACAUGAGAAAACUCAGUGGCACAGAAGCUCGAAAUUAUGCCGGGCGGUUGCCGCCCCGGUGUCCGGUCAAAGGAACUAAUGGGGAUGAUGGUGGCAGUAAUGGAGCACAGUUGAGUGUCAUAUUGAUAUCGGAAUUUUGCAGUGAAUAGACUUUGUGCAAGUAAUCGGUAGCAGUGGAUGUUGAGAUUGCCCGACUGAGUAGAAAAUAGAGAAGUGUAGUGCAACAGUGUUCGAGUAGUUUGAAUCGUGAAUACGGAGAAUAACAGAGAGAACGGAGAAUCGGCGUUGCUGUGCUCGAAGUCGUUAGCCCAGAUAAGGAGAUGGUCCUCAGUGAAAGCCAACUGGCGCUAUGUACAGUUUUCACGUUGUAUUUGGGUGGUCUUCCCCUGAUGUACUCACCAGCACCGAGAGGCGAUUGUGAAAACUGCUGCCCCAUCCGGGAACCGAAAGAUAUUCAGUUUUUCCUAUUCACGAGGCAAAAUCGCGACAAAGGGGACGUGCUCUAUGUUUCCGACAAGAAACAUCUGAGGAAAUCCCAUCUGAACAGGACCAAUCCGCUGGUAAUCUAUAUGCAUGGCUUCUCGGAGCGGGCCCCGGGUGGCGAUGGUGAAAGCAGCAAACAGAUGCGGGACGCUCUCCUCAAUGCCGGUGACUACAACGUGGUCCUGGUGGAUUGGAGUCCCCUCACGGCGCUGCCCUGGUACGUGAACUCCGUCCAGAAUGGGCCUCGAGUCGGGCGGUACAUUGCUCGGUUUAUCCGAUUCAUGGUGCUGUCGAAUUUCCCGCUAAAGCAAAUUCACCUGAUCGGAUUUAGUCUGGGGGCCGAGGUAGCUGGAUUUGCAGGCAAGACUCUCAACGAAUGGGGACUGAAACUGCCAAGGAUAACGGGUUUGGAUCCCGCUUUUCCACUGUACGUUUUCGAGAAAGCAUCACAACGACUGAGCCCCAACGAUGCUGAAUUCGUGGAUGUUAUUCACACUGACGGUGGUCUGUUAGGGUAUCCGUGGCCUUUGGGGCAUGUUGAUUUUUACCCAAACGGCGGAAUUCCGCUACAGCCGGGAUGUGCACAACAGGAGCUGGCUAAGAACCGUUGGCUAGGAGUGAUAAUUGGAUGCAGUCAUGCCAGGGCCUGGCAGUACUUUGCCGAAUCGCUUACCAGACCCAAAGCGUUCCUGUGCGAUAGGUGCGAAAACAGCGAUGACAAUGCAUCGGACAGCAACUGCACCAUGACCAAAGAUGUUUUCAUGGGAAUGGGUACGGAUAGGUCGCUUCGAGGGAAGUUCUAUCUGACCACGAAUCCGGAACCACCGUUCGGGAGGAAUUUGCCAAUCGAUUGAAAUAAUUCUAGUUCAAACACUUGUAAAUAGUAGGGUUAGGUAGACUUUUUAAAUUCACCAGUACAAUGAUUGUGAUUAAUUUUUUACAUAAA